CUCCUCACAUGUUGGGGCAUGUGUUUUGGUUUUUUUAACAAAUGGUAAGUUGUAAACAUAUGUCUCUACGUUUCAAACAGCGUUCACGUAGAGGUCAGUAAAAGGUAUCUGUCAGAUAGACAAUUAACUAACGUAAUUAGUUUAAUAUCAAGUAGCACCAGUUAUAUAAAGUGAGGUUAGUAUAAAUGUAAGAAUCUCAACUAACUAGCCUUAUUGAUUCAAUUUACGGACAGUGGUCAAAAUCGUAGGCUGAACAUGUAUGCGACUUUUCUGUUUCUGUUUGCCUUUUUCACCUUGAUGGGCUUGCUAAUCAGAAAAAACAAGAGGUCUGUGGCGUCUUCGGCGCCCGGUCCCGUCGGAUGGCCAAUCCUGGGAAACUUACCACAACUGGGUCGAAAGCCUCACGAAGCCUUGACGGCGCUGAGAGAGAAAUACGGCGACGUGUACCAGAUCCAGAUGGGCUCCUAUCCCACUGUUGUGCUCAACGGCUGGAAGACCAUUAAAUCAGCCCUGGUGAAACAAGGCGACGACUUUAGCGGCCGACCCGAUUUUUACUCGUUCCGAUUUUUGGCUAAAGGCAAAAGCAUGGGAUUUUGUAAUUUUGGAGCGCGAUGGAGAAUGCACAGGAAAAUUGCCCAGAAUUCUCUAGCGCUCUGUGCGAACAGGAAGUACAAUCCGAUUGAGGAGGCCAUUGUCAGCGAGGCGCGGUUCCUGGUAGACAACUUGCUAGCGUCUAACGGGCGUCCCGUCGAUCCGCACAACGAGAUAUAUCUCUCCGUCGGCAACAUCAUCUGCGCCCUGUGUUUUGGCGCACGCUACAGCCGCGACGACGCCGACUUCCAACAACUUGUCAAGAACAAUGCGGAAUUCAUGGCAUUCGUGGCAGCAGGAAACCCCGUUGACAUUAUGCCAUGGAUGCGUCACUUCACCAAGAGCUCUUUCCGGAAGUUCCUUCGUAUUCUGGACACCAUGGACGCUCUCUGCCAGAAAAAGCAGCGCGAGCAUCUGGCGACGUACGAUCCAUCAAACAUCCGAGACAUCACGGAUGCUCUUAUCAAGGCGACAGCGGAAAUACCAAACUCUGAAAAAAUGGCGGUCGGCCUGACGGAUGAGCAUAUCAUGAUAACUCUGCAAGAACUCAUAGGUGCCGGUUUCGACACAAUCUCAUGCACACUACACUGGUCGAUACUCUACCUGAUAACUCACCCGGAGUGGCAAGAACGCGUGCACCAGGAGAUCCGGGCGCGGUACGGGCUCACAAACGAUCCAAACUUCGCCGACUUCUCCGAACUCCCGCUGACCGAAGCCACAAUCCUGGAGAUCAUGCGACACUCGUGUAUCUUCCCGUUCGCUCUUCCACACAGCACGACAAAAGACACGACGGUCAACGGUCAUUUCGUAAAAGAGAACACGUUAGUGUUUGUUAACCUAUGGUCUCUUAGCCGAGAACCAGAAGUUUUUCCCGAACCGGAAGCGUUUAAUCCAAUGCGGUUCCUGAACGAGACGUGCACGCAAGUGGACAGAUCAAAGGCCGAUCUCGUUCUGCCGUUUGGCGCUGGAAAGCGGCGAUGUCCCGGUGAAGCACUGGCUAAAGUUGAGAUAUUUUUGUUUCUGUCGGUUCUUUUGCAAAGCUGCAGAUUUUCAGUUGUUCCCGGGCAGGCUCCCCCAAAGGUCGACAGCAAGUAUGGUCUAACUCUGAAACCACUGGACUUCCAAGUUAUCGUUAGUAAAAGAGAAGUAUUGUAGCAACCUGCAGCUAAUUAAGACAAAGACUCACGACCCAAUCCUCGUUUAACCCAUGCACGCCUAGCGUCUAGAA
Molecule: messenger RNA, 1819 nt
Organism: Dreissena polymorpha
Lineage: Eukaryota; Metazoa; Mollusca; Bivalvia; Myida; Dreissenidae
Product: cytochrome P450 1A1-like
Exons: 3
Coding region: 256-1746 (496 amino acids)
Biological process (GO): hormone biosynthetic process; progesterone metabolic process
Molecular function (GO): heme binding; oxidoreductase activity, acting on paired donors, with incorporation or reduction of molecular oxygen, reduced flavin or flavoprotein as one donor, and incorporation of one atom of oxygen; steroid 17-alpha-monooxygenase activity
Source: RefSeq, a predicted model, not a curated record